AGUGUCAGAACUUGUGCUGUCUCAACCUGUUAGUGGGUGGAGAAAUAGGUGAGUAUAUGAACAGGUAAGGGUAUGCGUCAGACUCAGCUCUAUCAGAAGGCUCAACAUUGCAACAUGUUUUGAUAUGCUUCUACAAAGCAGCACUUGGAUGUAACAAGUUAUACGGAUUGUACGCAUUUGUUAACCUAGACCAGAUAAAUGCUUAAGAAAACGCAAGGAUCGGCCGACGUGGACGCGUCGCGCAUUCUUGGGAAGGGUCCUGAGUUCCUGAGGAAACAGAUUGAACGCGAAAACGAGGGGAAUAUGGGACGCGUCAGCGCUGUGGAGAGACUGGCGGCCAGUAAACCGCAAUACGUUAAAAGUCAACAGGUAGCCAGUUCUCCCCAAGAGCCCGUCAGCCUCGGGUGUGCGCUCGCGAGCAGUCAAAGGUCCUCAAACGGGCACGGUUUCGUUAGGAAAACCACCAGCGUUGAUGUUGAGAAUGAACCGAAGCGUCAAGAAGAGACCAAUGUGGUGAGACGGAUCAGCUCGAAAAAACGCGAUUCGAUUCUGUUGUACAGACAGAAGUGUGAACUCUUGCGAGGGUCCCCCGGCGGAAUAAAACAACUGAUUAAAAAGUCAAUCAAAGGCAAGACAAACGCGUUUUCCGAAGCGCAAAGUGACAGUUUGAAUUGUGAGACUGCGCUUGGCACCACGCGUGAAGACUGCGUUCAAGAGUCUUCGUUCACUUCGCUCGUCUUAAACGGGUCAACCAAGUUGGACCCGCAAUCACGUGGGACAGAAGACCCACCAAGAGCGCCUUGUCACCGGAGAGUGGCCGAAACGCAGGAGCAGGAGCGCAAGAGCCGAAGAGGGGUGGCGCGCUCAAGCUCCGACAUCAGUUCGCGCUACUCGAAAAACUUUGUGGAUUUCGACGCCUUCUUCGUGUACUGUGGCCUCGAGGGAGACGUCAUUGAGUCCAUGGGCAAAGAAAACUUCUACGCGCGCUCGGACGACCUCGGCUGCAGAAUUCGGAGUGUCAGCGUUGCGACGUCGGAAGAGGCGUUUUCGAACAGCAGCGGGCACAGCGACGGACUUCAGGAGGACGAGCUUCAGGAGAAAGUGCGCCAAGGGUUAUCCGUCGUGGAGCGCAACGCGCGCAUCAUCAAGUGGCUCUACAGCUGCAGAAAUGCAGUGGAGGCUGGAAAGACACUGAGAGUUUUGGAUUGAAUAUUUUUAGCGGUUUUGUUCAGUUCCACCAGAUUCCCGUCAGAUUUCUGACCCUGUUUAGUGUUUACAUAAACUUGGAUGAUGUCAGUUGGUUAAGACAUUUCUCCACAAUAGGCUAGAUUCUGCUGGAACCGUGUUUCCAUUGGAUGUCAUGUUACUUGAUUUUAUUGAAUAUUUAUGUCCAGAGUUUUAUAUCAUUGCAUAGCCUGCUAUCUAGGUCUGGAGUUGAGACUUUUCCCGCAUGAUUUAGAUCCAACCCCCAAACUCACCUGCCUUUAACUUCAUAGCUUGUUCAUGUGUUUAAUCUGGGUUGGAGGAAAGUGGGCCCCGAGGGCCAGAGUUCUUUUGCAUUCUACCUGUAUUUCAGUGUUAUGUUAAAAGUGGGUUGCAAAUUGAUUUUUACUUUCAUGAUAGUUUACAAAGACAUUUAAAAGUUUACACCAAACAGGCCAUCAUAUAUGCCUUUCAGCAAUGGAAUCUGCCCUUGAGAUAUGGAUUAACAUGGCCUUAAACAAACACUUGACUUCAGUUCGUUGUGUAACAGGAAAGAGUGAAGAAAAAUUGUUGCGUUCACACCCUGUUUGGGUGUGUAUAAUUUGUGCCACUGUCACAUAGGUUAUAGGAUCAGGUGGCUGUUUAUCCUGGGUCCUGACUGUCUCGUCAUAUCUUCCUGACUCAGUACUGUGAAAAUUCACAUAGUCGCUUAAUUUUUAAAGGAACACAAUAAGGUGCAAACAUUCAUACAACCUGGCACGCUAUAUGGAAAUGCUAUGUAAACUACAAAUGCAGCUGUAAAACAUUUGAAUAAAAAGUUUCUCUGCAAACUAUUUCUGUACUUUUGUAUGCUCUCUUGAGGUUAUAGCUCUCGUAACAACAUUAAAAUCGAG
Messenger RNA from Triplophysa rosa, 2096 nucleotides. RefSeq names its product family with sequence similarity 110 member C (gene fam110c). Bases 199 to 1209 code for a protein of 336 amino acids. The record is from RefSeq and is a predicted model, not a curated record. The transcript has a single exon. NCBI's taxonomy places the organism in Eukaryota, Metazoa, Chordata, Actinopteri, Cypriniformes, Nemacheilidae.